Messenger RNA from Trifolium pratense (red clover), 2408 nucleotides. Its product is annotated as ubiquitin C-terminal hydrolase 22-like. The coding region runs from base 362 to 2140 and encodes 592 amino acids. Gene Ontology annotation, biological process: protein deubiquitination. The transcript has 3 exons. Gene Ontology annotation, molecular function: zinc ion binding; cysteine-type deubiquitinase activity. NCBI's taxonomy places the organism in Eukaryota, Viridiplantae, Streptophyta, Magnoliopsida, Fabales, Fabaceae. The record is from RefSeq and is a predicted model, not a curated record.
UUCAAAUAAAAACGUCACAAUUAUUUACAAUAUUAUUUUUUUCAUAGAUAGACGAAAAGACAAAACUUGAAAACUUACGUACAAGACAGGAGUUCGAGAUUCGAUCAUGAGAUCCCAAUUAACAAUUUCAACAUUUUAUAAGAAAAAGGUGAAUGAAAUAAAUAAAAAAUGACAAUUGGUAAAUGAAUAAACUUAAUAAAAAAGGAAAAGAAAAAUAGUGUGCGAAGAAGUUGGGAUGGGAGAGAGUAAAAGUAGGAGCUAGCAGCCAGCAGCUGAACACCAUAUUGAGUGAAGCGCAGCCCCUCACAAACAAAUCUCCAUUCUCUCCCAUUCCCAAUCUCAGCCGUUCAUUCUCCGAUCCAUGUCCUCCAAAAUCAACGGUCAGAUUUCCCCACAGCCAUGUCCCCACUUGGCCGAGUUCCGCCGCACUUCCUCCAAACCAUUCCUCUCCCUCCACAACUGCCUCCGCAUCAAACCUCCCGGCGGCCGUGCCUCUCUCCGCCGCGAUCCUCACGAAAUUCCUCACUGCACCGCCUGUGGUCUCUCCGCUCCUUCCCGCCUCUACGCUUGCAUCUCUUGCACCGCCGUCUCAUGCCACUCCACUGCCACCGGCGUCAUUUCACACGCCGCCGCACAUGCCGCCUCAAUGUCUCCCGGUCAUCAGAUCGCAAUCGACGUCGACCGCGCCGAACUCUUCUGCUGUGCCUGCCGCGAUCAAGUAUACGAUCGCGACUUCGACGCUGCAGUAGUGAUCGCACAGACAGUCGCAUCCACUCUCGGCAGCGGCGGAGAAUCAAAACUGAUCCCUACGCCGCAUCCGGAGAAUCUCAGAAAGCGCCGCAGAGUAGAUUAUCGUCCUUCAACUCCGGAUCUACGCGAGCGUUCUUUGAUCGGAAGCUGUUCUGCUCCGAUCGACGGUUCCGGUCGUUCUCCAGAUUUUCCACGGGGAUUGCGGGGACUGAACAAUCUCGGAAACACUUGUUUCAUGAAUUCAGUGUUGCAGGCGUUGCUUCACACGCCACCGUUGAGGAAUUACUUCCUGAGUGAUAAGCAUAAUCGGUACUUUUGCCAGAAAAUGAACAAUGCCGACGGUGAUGAUUCUGUCAUAGCAACAAGGAAGAAAAAUGGAGCUAACAAUGGGAAUAAGAAUGGGCGAAUAUGCUUAGCUUGCGAUAUGGAUGCUAUGUUCUCUGCUGUUUUUUCUGGAGAUCGUCUUCCCUAUAGCCCCGCAAAGUUUUUAUAUAGUUGGUGGCAACAUGCCGCCAAGUCCACCCUUGCAAGUUAUGAACAACAGGAUGCGCAUGAAUUUUUCAUUUCAAUGCUGGAUGGAAUUCAUGAAAAGGUGGACAAGGAUCAGCGUAAGCCGCAUAGUGAAGGCAGCGGUGAUUGUUGUAUUGCUCAUAGGGUGUUCUCUGGUAUUUUGCGAUCAGAUGUUAUGUGUAUGGCCUGUGGUUACACAUCAACAACUUAUGAUCCAUGCAUAGACAUCUCACUUGACUUGGAACCAAAUCAAGGUGGCCCUACUAAGAUUGCUGCUGCAGCUUCCAAUCAUUCUUGCAAUGGUGAGGCUGAUUCCAGCCAAAAUUGUGGGAUAUCUACCUUGACGGGGUGCCUAGAUAGAUUCACAAGAGCAGAAAAAUUAGGGUCAAACCAAAAAUUCUUCUGUCAGCAGUGUCAGGUGAAGCAGGAAACUCUCAAGCAGAUGUCCAUAAGGAAGCUUCCCCUUGUUUCUUGCUUCCAUAUAAAAAGAUUUGAGCACUCUUCAUCGAAAAAAAUGUUAAGGAAGGUGGACCGUUAUCUGCAGUUCCCAUUUUCACUGGACAUGUCACCUUAUCUCUCAUCCUCUAUCUUAAGGAGUCGGUUUGGUAACAGAAUAUUUCCUUUUGAUGGGGAUGAACCUGAUGCUUCAAACGAUCUUUGUUCAGAGUUUGAAUUGUUUGCCGUGGUCACUCACUCUGGUAAGCUAGAUGCUGGCCAUUAUGUGACCUAUUUGCGAUUAAGCGAUCAAUGGUACAAGUGUGAUGAUUCUUGGGUUACCCAAGUUGAUGAAAACACUGUGAGGGCUGCUCAGGGUUACAUGAUGUUCUAUGUACAGAAAAUGCUUUACUAUAAAGCAACUGAUAAACUGGUUGCCUCAUGAUUGUCACAAGCGAUGGUCCAAAUCAUUGGUAAAUGGUACUAUGUCAUGGUCAAUAUCAAUUUUUGUCCUAAUGAUAUGCCAUGACUAUUCCAUUCAUACACAAGAAAAUUAAAAAAACAAUGAAAAAUAUAAUUUAUUUGUAUCACUGUUUGCAAUUGUGUAUCAUUUUUUUAGGAGACGAGAGUUAAUACUGGAGCUAGAAACAAGCCAGUAUUAAUUAAUUUAUUUGUAACACAGUUUGCAAAUAAGUAUAAUUAAUUUAUCUGUA